Messenger RNA from Paraphaeosphaeria sporulosa, 459 nucleotides. RefSeq lists its product as uncharacterized. The transcript has a single exon. NCBI's taxonomy places the organism in Eukaryota, Fungi, Ascomycota, Dothideomycetes, Pleosporales, Didymosphaeriaceae. The record is from RefSeq and is a predicted model, not a curated record. Bases 142 to 459 code for a protein of 105 amino acids.
AACCGGUAAGCUUCGCGCCAUACUACCAAAAAGCUGACACUGUUUCUUUAGCUGGCAGUUAUCCGAACAACGACCACCUCAGUCUCUAGAGACCGGCCAAUUAACUUACCAGCAAGUAUUGAACAGAAAUACUAGGACAGUAUGAGCAAUCUCUCCCUCCGUCUUCCUGGCCUCGCCACCAUUGUUACUCUAACCCUCGUGUCCAUGUGCACACACGUCCUCUUCUACAAGUGUAAGAGCGACACUGCGGAGCAUUUCAUCGCCGUUCUCAAGGACCGCCACGCUGACAAGAACGGUCGCCUCCUGAAGGAGAAGCAUCUCGUCGAGCGCCGGGCCAUCGAGCUAGGAAGCGACCUCAACAUGACUGAAUCUACCCUCAGGAUACUAUGCGUCUUCCCCUCAUUUCAGAAAGGAACACGCGGGUGGAUGUCGAUUGCAGCAGCACGAUCUUCAGCGUAG